Lactuca sativa (garden lettuce) is the source of this 2749-nucleotide messenger RNA. RefSeq lists its product as uncharacterized. Lineage: Eukaryota; Viridiplantae; Streptophyta; Magnoliopsida; Asterales; Asteraceae. Gene Ontology annotation, molecular function: transmembrane receptor protein tyrosine kinase activity; ATP binding. Gene Ontology annotation, biological process: protein autophosphorylation. The record is from RefSeq and is a predicted model, not a curated record. Gene Ontology annotation, cellular component: plasmodesma; plasma membrane.
AUGGGCGUCCAGUGGCGUUGUAUUUGCCCUCACCGGGACACCAGGAUAGGAAAACAACAGUCGGGAGCGUUCACAUCCAAGUGGCUCUGCCAAAGAUAUUACUUCUUGAUGUUCAACACCGAUUCCAGAGUGCGUCAUCUGCAUAAAACAGAUGAGAGACAUACGAUUCAUUGUUUGGGAUUUUUUCCCUUUAAAGAUGCGUUUAUCGCAAGCCUCCUUCAUCGCGAUGUUGCACAUGGUUUGAAUUACAUUCACAACAAGAUAGAGGAUGAACGAAGGAUAAUACACCGUGACAUAAAAAGCGGUAACAUUCUCUUGACUGAGAAUUGGGAGGCAAAGAUUGCUGAUUUUGGCCUUUCUAAAUUCCGCCCGGAGAAUCAACAGUUGAACACACUCUAUACAGAAAAUAUUGCGGGCACAAAAGUGUAUCUGGAUCCGGAAUAUGAUAAAACGGGUAGGUUGAAGAAUGAAACAGAUAUUUACUCUUUUGGGGUCGUUUUAUUUGAGAUGUUGUCUGGGAGGUUUGCGAAUGAUCCAAUUUACACCAAGGAAGAUAUUAACGGGAUUGCACCUGUCGCACGUAGACGCUUCAAUGAGGGAACAAUAAAGGAAAUGGUUGAUCCUAGGUUAUUGGAAGAAACUCAUGAAACCAUUUUCAAUCCAAAUAAAGGACCAGAUCAAGAUUCCUUAGAUGCAUUUUCAAAAAUUGCCUACCAGUGUGUGGCAGAAACCCAAGUUGAGCGUCCAACAGCGGAAGUCAUUGUCAAGAAACUUGAAGAAGCAUUAUCUUUUCAAGAAAACUCCAAAGAAAACAUCAAAAUUUCUCUCGAUGACAUAAAAUCGGCCACACGAAACUUCAGUGAUGACCACUUGAUUGGUAGGGGUGGAUUUGGGAAAGUCUACAAAGGACAAAUUACACAUACUACUGGAUGUAAUGCCAUUGCUGCAAAGCGGCUGGACAGACAGUUCGGUCAGGGAGAACUAGAAUUUUUGUCGGAGCUGCAAAUUCUUUUGGAGUAUAAACACGAAAAUAUCAUCGGUCUUGUAGGUUAUUGCAACGAAAUGGGUGAAAGCAUCAUUGUUUAUGAGUAUGCAUCUAGAGGAACUCUUGAUAGGUACUUGUCAGACAAUGAUCUUUCAUGGAUUAAACGUCUUGAGAUAUGCAUUGAUAUUGCCAGGGGGUUAGAGUUCCAUCAUGGAGGUGCUGUAACACAAGAGGUGGUGAUACAUAGGGACAUCAAAAGUUCAAAAAUUCUUCUAAAUGAUGAUUGGAAAGCAAAAAUUACUGAUUUUGGGCUUUCCUUGUUAAGUCCAAUAAAUAAGGAUAUUGAUUUUGUCAUCGAUAAUGCUUGCGGUACAAUGGGCUAUUCUGACCCACUUUACUUUGAAUUGGAUUUCUUAACCCAAGAAUCUGAUAUAUACUCGUUCGGGGUGGUUUUAUUAGAGAUCUUGUGUGGGAGAUUAUGUCUUAAAAACAGCCAUGACCAAGUUUCACAAUUCCUAACCACUUUGUUUAAACACCACUAUCUAGAAGGAACGGUCGAUGAGAUAGUGUUUGAAGGCAUAAAGGAGCAAAUUGCUCCAAAAUCGUUGUCUAUGUUUCAAAAGAUUGCCUAUCAAUGCUUACAACGUGAAAGAGAACAACGACCAACAUCUAGUGAGGUGCUACUGCAACUUAAGAAGGCAUUGGAAUACCAGAUGGAAAACACAUCUGCCAACAACAGAGCGAUUGUUCCUGCAACAAGUGAACUUGUUCCUCCUUUAUCACAUAAUGUGUUGGUGCCUCCACACAAACCAGAGAAAUUCAAUGGCUUGGAUUUUAAAGGAUGGCAACAGGAAAUGAUUGUCUACUUGAAAACACUCAACUUGGAUGGAUUUCUGACUAAGGAUCCACCCGAGUUGAAUGCCCAAGUAGGAGACAUUCAAGCACCAGCUGUCUUUGAUGCUUUGAAGAACUCAGAUUUCCUGUGUCGCAAUUAUAUAUUGAAUUGCUUAGUGGAGGCAUUAUCAAACAGGCAUAGUACCACUAAAACAGCAAAAGAAUUAUGGGAAUCCUUGGAGCGGGAGUACAAUACAGAGGAUGUCCAUGUUGUUGCACGUUUUCUAGAGUACAAAAUGGUGGAUUCUAUAACAGUAGUGGAUCAGGUGCAAGAACUCCAGAUAAUCAUGCAUGACAUUCACACCGAGGGAACCACAUUGAGCGAGACUUUUCAAGUAGGUGUGAUUAUUGAAAAGUUGCCUCCAACUUGGGUAGAUUUGAAGAAAUAUUUGAAACAUAAGAGAAAGGAAAUGAGUGUGGAAGACCUCAUCAUACAGCUACAAAUUGAGGAGGGUAAUAGGUUGGCUGAAAAGAGAGGGUAUGUUUCAGAUGUGCCUAAUUAUUAGGGUAAUGUUUUCGAACCUGACAAAUCUUCAGAGGGCCAACAUUUGAAAGAUGGCUAGCGCAAAAAGCUAAAGCUUUAUCUUGGGUCAAAACUCAAAAGGUGGAAAGUUAGAAAAGAAAUACGGAGGGAAAUGCUACAAUUUAGAUCAGUUUGGCCACAAGUUUUUGAAUUGAUAGUACGUUGCACAAGUGAAAGAAGACGGGAGAAGUGAACCACUUAUACUUGUGUCACGCUUGAGGUGCCCAAAACGGCCCUUGUAUUUAUGAUUUCGUAAUUCAUCUCCUCGUGUGUAUAUAUUAUGAGAAAGAGCUGUAUAGACUUUUAAUUAACGUCAUUCCAUCAUUUCUGAAGGGGUAAUUAUGUUA